Manihot esculenta (cassava) is the source of this 1643-nucleotide messenger RNA. Its product is annotated as nuclear transcription factor Y subunit A-1. The coding region runs from base 210 to 1262 and encodes 350 amino acids. The transcript has 6 exons. The record is from RefSeq and is a predicted model, not a curated record. Lineage: Eukaryota; Viridiplantae; Streptophyta; Magnoliopsida; Malpighiales; Euphorbiaceae. Gene Ontology annotation, biological process: regulation of transcription by RNA polymerase II. Gene Ontology annotation, molecular function: RNA polymerase II cis-regulatory region sequence-specific DNA binding; DNA-binding transcription factor activity, RNA polymerase II-specific. Gene Ontology annotation, cellular component: CCAAT-binding factor complex.
AACUGAGUUAGCACAGUUAGGACGAUAUUCGAAAAGAAACGCCGGAGAAUCCAGAGGAACUAGAUUGACACUCUUGCUCUACUCCUCCAUAUUCUCUCUCUCUCUCCCCCCCUCAGACUCCAAGAACCCCAAAAUCUAGGGUUUUAAUUUUUCAUCCACUCUUUCGAACAGAAAUAUAGAAAUUAAUCCGUCUGAAGGAACUAGAAGACAUGCAGUCAAAAUCUGCAGGUGCAAAUCGAGCGGAACCAGAUCCACGUGUCAUUCAACCAAAUUCUGUUCAUUCCGAGCCUUGGUGGCGCAGUAUUGAUUACAGUACCAUCUCUCCAGCGGUACCAGGGGGAAAUGCAUUCAAUUUUUCUUCACCUGAUGGCCCAAAUGGUUCAUUGUCAAAUGAUGAUGAAUCACUGUCAAAUGAAAGACUCAAUGAGAAUGAUGACGAUGCUAGCAAAGCAUCACAGGCCACUGCAUCUGAACGAUCAGUUGUGAAUUGUGGACAAGAACACACAACUGUGCGUGAUGUUUCUUCAAGUGUGACUACAAGGCAUGAUGGGUGCCUGACACAACCUCCACAGCUUGAACUUGUUGGUCACUCUAUUGCAUGCACAUCAAAUCCAUACCAGGAUCCAUAUUACAGCGGAAUGAUGGCAGCUUAUGGGCAUCAACCUUUGAGUUAUUCUCAUCUCCUGGGAAUGCAUCAUGCAAGAAUGCCAUUACCGCUUGAGAUGGCCCAGGAACCUGUUUAUGUAAAUGCCAAACAGUACCAAGGGAUUCUGAGGCGAAGACAGGCACGUGCAAAAGCAGAACUUGAGAAGAAGCUGAUAAAAGUUAGAAAGCCAUAUCUUCAUGAGUCCCGGCACCAGCAUGCUAUGAGAAGGGCAAGGGGUAUUGGAGGACGUUUUGCAAAGAAAACUCACGCGGAUGCUUCCAAGAACACCACAGAGGGAAAGGGCAAUGAUUCUGGUCCAGGACCCACACCUCAGUAUGGCCGUUCAUCAGGUUCUGAGCGAUUGCCAUCAGAUUCUGCUGAGGUGUGGGUUUUACCCCAUGGCCAACAGGUGGCAAGGUCAUCCCAAGUGCAUGGAACUUCUGAAACUAAUGACCAGGUAAAUGGAGGCACUUUUUAUCACAACUGCAGUGGCUUGCAGACCUCGACACGCCAUUCUCACUCAAUUGAAAAGAGGGACGAGGGAGACUGUUCAGGCCAACAACGAGGGCGCAUUUCAUCAAACCAGGCCUCACAGAGGCCUGUUGCUAUCCAGUGAACUCUAGUACGCUAUGUGGAUUGCAAUAAGGAUUCAAUUCACCAAUUAGAGACAGAUGAAUCCUUAUAUUGGAUAAUCACAUACUUGGCAACGUUUUGCCACACGGCAAUUCAUUCUUGGCUUUGUUUUGUGUUUGUGACUUAAGAUGAUGAGAGGGAAACAGGGGAUGAAGAGGCAGUUUGUUGGCUCUCUAAGUAGGCCAAUGCUCGUCUUUCCUGUGUACAUAAACCUGUUUAAUAAAUAGGAGAAGAAAAUAGUCCAUGAAGAGAUUUUACAUGGGGCAGCAGCUCGUGUUUAGUUUAUAGUAGGAAUUGUGCUCGUUGGACAAUUGUUCAUCUGUUUGCAAUUGGACGGUGGAUAUUUUAUUUCUUUUGCCUUUUA